AUGCCGGGGCGGUCGGUUCCUGCCCCAAGCAGGGGGGCGCGGCUCUGCCCCCAGGCGCCGGGCGGACCUCGGCCACGCCGACCACGACGAAGCUGUGUCGCGGUGCCUCGUCGACUCUUGGUAGUGGUCGUCGUUUCUUUCCCUCCACUGGUCGGGGCCAACACUGGUCCCCCCGAUCGCUGCCUCUCAACUGCGGCACGGCGGUUUCCUCUCGUCCGCGCGGCUGCGCAAGAGGUCAGGCCCUCGCAGCCGCGCAUGCAGAGGGUCCCCCUCCUCCUCCCUCUCCUCCUCUGUUGCGCAGGCGGAACGAGGGCAGGACUGGGGGAAACGAACAUCAUACGAGAACGUGGAACACUGUUUAGGUCGAGCCCUGCCUCCUCCUCCUCCGCCUCCUCCUCCUCCUCUUCCCCCUCCCAGCAAGGGCUCUGGCCCUUGCGGGCGGAGUGGUCGAGGUUAGGAUCUCCUCCUCUUCCUCUUCCUUCUGCUCUGUUUGCGUACAAGGCUCGCGCAAGGCACUGA
This is a messenger RNA of Prorocentrum cordatum, 519 nucleotides long. The record is from the annotation of a GenBank genome assembly. NCBI's taxonomy places the organism in Eukaryota, Dinophyceae, Prorocentrales, Prorocentraceae.